AUGCCACCCGUCGCGACUACCAACCGCCUCGGCGCCGACUACUUGAGAGACCAGCCACCCACCACCCCCUUUUGGUCUGCCGCCCCCGGUGGUCUCUCCAUCUUCGUCGCCGUCGUCGUCCUGCGACUCUGCAUCCGCCGAUUCCAGAGAAAGAGGAAGAGCAGGACGCCGUCCAGACCCCAGGCGCCCUCCCUCGUUGCUGCUGCUGCGGCUGCUGCUCCCAGGCACUUGCAGCACACCUGCCCUCACCAGCAGCUUCAUGCUCCGCUGUCCGGGACCAUGAACGAAAAAGAGUCUGAUGACCAGCUGCCGCCCGUCCCCGGCACUCCGCGGCGCAACACCGGAGGACCAGGCGCCGGAGACGGCAUGCUCCGACAACUCAUCGCUCGGCCGCCUCCCGCUCCGCCCUUGACGCCCCCGGAGCUGAGCUCCACAGUCUUCGCGUUCGAGAACCGGCCUCACAGUCCCAGUCGGGACAGCCUCAUCCACCAACCCAAUCCAGACUACAUCUCGCUGUCUGCCUCGGGCCCGGCAUGUUCCCCCGACGCCACCGCAGCGUCGGCCCAGCCAAAAAGGCUGUCCUACUCAAGGACCAUCCCCAUCGGUGUCCCCAUCACCCGGCAGUCGUCUGCGUCAGAGUCGGACACCUACUUCUCCCCAAGCUCCUAUCCACCCUCCAGCCCGCUCCUGCCCCCGGCGCCUCCCACCGGCAUGACAGCGCGCCUGGACACCGACGAGCCUAGCCCGGCACGAACGCGCGACAUUGAGCUGCGCGGCGAGAUUGUGGGCAUCCUCGACGGUCAGGGCGUCGGCUGGACACGGCACACGCGUGUGUACGGCGGAGGACCAUGCAUGGCCUGCGCCGCGGCCGGCAGGGCCCACGGUGACGGCGGCUUCUACGGUCCCAAUGUGAUGCCCGAGGAGAUGCGCUAG
This is a messenger RNA of Emericellopsis cladophorae, 933 nucleotides long. RefSeq lists its product as uncharacterized. NCBI's taxonomy places the organism in Eukaryota, Fungi, Ascomycota, Sordariomycetes, Hypocreales, Bionectriaceae. The transcript has a single exon. The coding region runs from base 1 to 933 and encodes 310 amino acids. The record is from RefSeq and is a predicted model, not a curated record.